Molecule: messenger RNA, 506 nt
Organism: Cherax quadricarinatus
Lineage: Eukaryota; Metazoa; Arthropoda; Malacostraca; Decapoda; Parastacidae
Source: RefSeq, a predicted model, not a curated record
UUUUAUACCAUUUUAAUGUUAAAACAGUAUUACCAAUUCUUUAUAGGGGCUAAAAUUAUAAUGGCAUGCAGAGACACAAAGACAGCAGAGAAAGUGGCAGAAGAAAUUAGCAGCCAGACAGGGGGACAACUUGUGGUCAUGAAGCUGGACCUUGCAUCUUUAACAUCUGUUCGAUCAUUUGCUGCUGACCUUAAAGCCAGAGAAACAAAGAUUCAUAUGCUGAUCAAUAAUGCAGGCAUCAUGAUGUGUCCAUAUAUGAAGACUGAGAUGGGUUUGAAAUGCAGAUGGGCACCAACCACCUGGCCACUUUCUACUGACCUCCCUUUUGCUGCCUUUACUGACGCACAGUGAACCUGCUCGCAUCAUUACUGUCAGCUCUCUGGGACAUUCAAGUAUGAAGUAUACUCUAAAUAUACUUGGAACAACACCCUUAAUAGCAAUAAGUUACAGUAUAUUCCCAGUGAAUAAGGUGUGAGUUAGAUAUAUUUUGCAAAGCCCAUAAUUUU